Messenger RNA from Mesorhabditis spiculigera, 1491 nucleotides. NCBI's taxonomy places the organism in Eukaryota, Metazoa, Nematoda, Chromadorea, Rhabditida, Rhabditidae. The record is from the annotation of a GenBank genome assembly.
AUGGCGAAGAGAUUCGAGCGGUCUCUAGCUGCGGCCACCGACCCGAACUCGCUGGACACCGACUGGGAUGCGGUCCUGGAUUGUGUCGACCAGAUUCGAGGCGGCGAGACAAAGGCCCGCGAGGGAAUGUCCACCGUCCUCAAGCGCCUCGCCAGCGACAACCCGCACGUUCAGCUUCACUGUUUGAUCCUUUUGGAAGCGAUGGUGAAGAAUUGCGGCAAGAAGGUUCAUUCCGAAUUGGCCACUCGUGAAUUCAUGGAAGGCGUGAAGAAUCUGGCGAUUGAGGCCAAAGCCGAGAAAGUCAAGAACAAGGUGCUCGAGCUACUGCAAUGUUGGGCGAUGGCGUUUGCGAACAAGCAGGAGUACAAGAUUGUCGUCGACACGCACAACCUGAUGAAGCUGGCCGGUUUCGACUUCCCAUCAGUGAAAGAAUCCGACGCUAUGUUUGCUGCCCAGGUGGCCCCAGAAUGGGAAGACGGUCCCAAUUGUUUCCGUUGUCGUAACGAAUUCGGCUUCUUGACCCGGAAACACCACUGUCGGGCGUGCGGCCAAAUUUUCUGCGCCGGUUGCAGCAGCAAGGAGAUGCUCUUGCCUCAAUACGGUAUUGAAAAGCCGGUCCGCGUCUGCGACGGCUGCUUCGAGAAGGGCAUCGGCGUGCCCCUCGGCAAGCAGGCGAGUUCAACGUCACGGGGCAAGACUGUCUUUCCCGCUGUCCGUGAACGGGAAGAUUUGGCGUAUCUGAACCUGGAGAGCCGGAGCCCGGGCCAGCAAGUUUCGAGCCGCCGCGAGCUGCCCUCUGGCCGACGUCGCGCGGCUUCAACGAAUCGGGAGCCAAGCCUUUUCAAGAACGUCUUGCGUGGCCUGUUUGGGCUGAAACAGCCGGAGGAACAACCGGCUACAACAGCCCCUCAAACUGCCGAUCCGGAGAAUGAAGAGCGGGAGCGCCAGGCACGCCUGCAGCGAGAGAAGGACGAGGAGGAAUACCAGCUGCAGAUGGCGAUGGCGAUUUCGCAAAGUGAAGCCGAAGCAAAGGAAAAGGAGCGCGCUACCAGCCUGUACAGCUUCUACAACGGCGUCAAGGACCAAAGCGUCAACUCUCCGAUGUCGACGCUCAAUGACUCUGCCUCGAUCGCCCCGUCGGAGAAUAUUGGCAUCUACAAGGGAGCCGCCGAUGUCGUGCGAGAAUCACCAUCUGAAAACUCGCUGAAUGCCGACGAUCCCCUGGCUCGCUACCUGAACCGCGACUACUGGCAGCAGAGGAAGGAAAAUGCCGACGAAAAGGUGGAAAACUGGGAGUUCAACCCUUCGGCGCCACUCCCGAGCGAGCCUUCCCUCGGCGGCGGUUCGUGUGCCCCAACGAUUCGCGGCAGUCCAACGAAGGAUUAUGUUUACCCUGUUUCCGCCGAGCCCAGUGCCGACGACGACACGCUGCGCAAGGUCGAAGAGACCAAGAAGUUUUGUGCGGAUGUCAACGAGCAGGUAUAUUUUGUG